Messenger RNA from Chenopodium quinoa (quinoa), 1428 nucleotides. Its product is annotated as protein FAR1-RELATED SEQUENCE 6-like. Bases 1 to 1428 code for a protein of 475 amino acids. The record is from RefSeq and is a predicted model, not a curated record. Gene Ontology annotation, molecular function: zinc ion binding. Gene Ontology annotation, biological process: regulation of DNA-templated transcription. NCBI's taxonomy places the organism in Eukaryota, Viridiplantae, Streptophyta, Magnoliopsida, Caryophyllales, Amaranthaceae. The transcript has 3 exons.
AUGGCCUUGGAGCGCAAAGAUUUGGAGAACAUGCCAUUUACUGUGAAAGACUUACAACAUGAAGUGUACAAAGCUAGGCGUUUAAAGAUGAUUGGUGGGGAUUCAGCUGCGAUGAUGUCGUACUUCCAGCACAUGCAUGCUACAAGCAACAAUUUUUAUCAUGCUGAACGCGUUGAUGAUGAAGGAUGGUUGCAAGAUGUGUUUUCGGUUGAUGGUCGUAGUCGAGUUGCAUAUGAGGAGUUUGGAGAUGUGGUGUGUUUUGAUGCUACCUACCUAACUAAUGAAUAUGAGCUCCCAUUUACAAAUUUUGUAGGAGUUAACCACCACGGACAGUCCAUACUCUUGGGAUGUGCACUUGUGUCACGGGAAGAUUGUGACACUUUUCAGUGGAUUUUUAAGCAAUGGUUGUGCAGUAUGAAUAAUCGUGCAUCGCUUGCAAUAUUGACAGACCAAGCUGCUGCAAUGCGAAAGCCACUUGAGGAGGUCAUGCCCAAUACGCGACAUCGAUGGUGCAUUUGGCAUAUUAUGCGGAAGAUCCCGGAGAUAUUAGGGAGUUGUAAAAGGUACAAGGACUUUAAAAGUGUGUUAAAAAGAAUUGUGUAUGAGAGUUUCACUAUCAUGGAGUUUGAAAGUCGAUGCUUCUUUGAUGGAUUUGUGAACCGCAACACAAAGCUAUUCAAGUUUCCUCUUAAGUACUCGAAGGCGCUUCAGAAACGAGCAAGAGAUGAGGCAUAUUCAGAUGCUAAUUGCUCUAAGUAUUUGAGAAGAUUGGUUAGUGGGUUUGCGGUUGAGAAAAUAUUUCAGAAACUAUACACUGACGCUAAGUUUCAAGAACUUCAAAAGGAAUGUGCUCGAAUGAUGUAUUGUAUUUGUGUGGAAGAGAGGUUUACUGAGGAGACUAUUAUUCAGUAUAUUUUGGAGGAUCGAGUUUGGGUUGUCCCUAAAGGAUCAAGCGAAGGGUUGCUUACAGAUCAGCGGAGGUUCUACUCUGCAACAUUCAACACUCUCACUAAAGAUGUUAUCUGUGAUUGUCGCAAAUUCCAAACGGAUGGCAUAAUGUGCAGGCACAUGAUACGGGUACUCGAUCAAAACCAUGUAGCUGACAUUCCAGACAAGUACAUUGUUAGACGUUGGCGAAAGGACAUUGCUCGGAAACACACCCGUGUAAAGGUUGCCUAUCAUGACCCAUCUGAGACCAUCGAGGUGCACAGGUACAACCGUUUGAUGGUUGCCUUUGAAUCCCUUUGCGACGAGGCUGUCACUAUAAGUGAUAACAUCGUAAACUUAGUUCUGGAUAAAAUUAAUAACAUGCGUCAGGAAGUGGGAGGGAGGAAGCGCAAGAGCCUUGAGGAAGCCGGUGCAGAAUCAUACACAGCAGAUGUGAACAUGUCAAAUGCCCCCCCUUCCACUAGACCCAUUGUACUCUAG